Phascolarctos cinereus (koala) is the source of this 867-nucleotide messenger RNA. The record is from RefSeq and is a predicted model, not a curated record. Lineage: Eukaryota; Metazoa; Chordata; Mammalia; Diprotodontia; Phascolarctidae.
AUGGAUGAAAUUUAUAAGAUCGCCUCCACAGAGAGGAUCCAGCAGUUGGAAAAAGAACUAGAGGUUCAGUUGGCUGAACUUAAAGCAGAAAUACAAGAACAUGGAGCUCUUAAGAGAUCACCCCAUUGGCCUUACAGCUCUAUCAGGUUACCAAAGGACGUUUCUUACUUUAGGAAAGAGAGGGAACUGGCAUUGAGGAAAAGCUUACAGGUGGCUGAAUCAAAGCCCCUUGUUGUUCAAGCAAAUGUCCUGCAGAGGGAGCUAGAAAGCUGUUUAAGGAAAGAAUAUACAGUUGAAAACUUACCUUUGCUUUUGCACCAGGAGCAGGUUGGGCACAUUAUGCAGGAGUACAAUGAUGCUGUUCAGAGAGCUGAGAGGCUGGCUGUUGCCAGAGAAAACUUACUCACUGGAAAGAACAGUCCUGGGCACCUGGUAACACAGGAAGAUCUGGUUAUCUAUACCAAGUGGCUAGUAUGUCACCUACAUUCACUUAGAGACAUUCACAGCUACCUGAGGGUGUUACUGUACCUGCCCAGAUCUGAUAGGUUGGAAGUGGCUGUACAGGAACACCCUGAGGUGGGUCAAGAAAAUGGAGAUGUGUACACUAGACAUGUAGCCCCUGAGUCUCUGUCUGCUGACAACCAGAAUUCUGGCUAUCCAGCUUCUUCAGAAACCAGCACUUCAGGGUCAGUCAGAAAAGAAGCUACCACUAUUCUGCCCCACCAUAAAACAGAAGCCGUAGAACUGAAGCCUCAGCUAGGACUCCUUCUGCCUCAUUUCAACAUCUGCUACAACAUAGAGGAUCUAAAGAAUUCUGCUGAUGAGAUGGAGCUCUUUUCCCUGGUACUGGAAAAACUCUGUAUCUAA